Molecule: messenger RNA, 8253 nt
Organism: Acanthochromis polyacanthus (spiny chromis)
Lineage: Eukaryota; Metazoa; Chordata; Actinopteri; Pomacentridae
Gene: dnaaf9
Product: dynein axonemal assembly factor 9
Exons: 37
Coding region: 141-3590 (1149 amino acids)
Source: RefSeq, a predicted model, not a curated record
GGUUCGCCCCGUUGCUAUGCUAUCCUGUGUAGACAUUCUCCAGGGUGAUGGAGAAGAAAAUGUAGUAACUCGGUCAGGAAAAAAAGGAAGAAAAUACGCCGCGCUGUUCCGUUUUUGCGUUAACCGAGACAACCGUUACAAUGGCCGGUAUGAGGAGAGUUAAUGGGAAAUUCUCCGGAAUAAACCCCGCCGUCAGUUGCUGUCGCCUGCGUCAGGUCCAGGCUCUGCUUUUUGAAGGAGGCACCGCCACUCCUGACGGCAUCCUGUGCUCUCUGGGAAUCGACAGCAGAUAUAAUGAAGGAUGCAGUGAACUGGCCAAAUACUUGUUCUACGGACUGUAUGGACGAAAUCCGGUGAAUCUGGAACAUGUCAUUGAGGAAUUUCCUGAAGAAAUGCUGGAUGAUGUGAUCCUGCUGAUUAAGGCCGAGUGCGUUCAUCUCUACUGCAACCCGCUGAACUACGCUUACCUGUUGCCUUAUGUGUCUCACUGGAGGAACCUGCAUCUCUACUGCAUGACAAAGGCAGAGUAUGAAGAUGAAGAGGCAGCCGAGGAGUUCAAGAUCUCCAGUUUUGUUACGAUGGUGCAGGAUUGCUAUCGGAUCGGAGUUCCUUACAGCGCCCAAGGACACAUCCGGAGGUUUGAUAUGUUUAUGGUGGAAAAGUGGCCCCUAAUUCAAGCGUUUGCCCUGGAAGGCAUUGGAGGAGGAAGCUUUUUUACCUUAAAAUACGAGCUCAUGGACAUGAGUGAGAAGCUGUGGCAGGUUUACAACAGACUGGACCCAGUGUCCCUGGAUAACCUGCUCACAGAGGACCUGGUGAGCUUUGAGAAGCAGUGGAGCAGCUUCUUCUCCAGCAUGGACCUGGAGAGCCAUCUGUCCAUCUUGGAGCUUUCUGAAGCUCAGGCAGGAGAGGCGUUCCGUACGUAUUACUCUCAUGGGCUGAUCUCAAGCAACAUCACAGAUAAAAGUAAAAGUCAGCAGCCCUUGGUGCUGUUUGGGAAACAUUCCUCCCUAAAGGAUCUGGAGAGCUAUUCAUUCAACUUUCCUUCAGAGAGUCAUCAGGUCCGCAACACGGGGCCUCAGGCUUCUACAGCCAGACAUAUGAUUCUGCAGUGUGUGGCUCCCAAAGGACCUCUUGCCUGCUCUCGAACCUAUUUCUUCGGAACAACCCACACUCCGUAUCUUGGGAAUCAAAACACAGAGCAAAAAGAAACAGAAGUUUUACUUUUGUCCCAGAUUUAUUCAGCUGCAGUUCAAGCCGUCCUGUCAGGAAUCAAAUGCUACUCCUGCACCACCAGCGCUACCAAGGCUAAGGAUGUAGCUGAGAACACUUUUCUGAUGGCGUUGGGCUCUUUGAAUUUAAGCCAGUACCGCAGCUCUCUCAGAUCCAAAUGUGAAUUCAGCAUUCAGGCAGUAAAUAAGCAAGGAAUAGUCAUUCCUCUGACUGAUGAAGACAGCCGCUAUGCAGUAAAAACAGCCUCCCUGAUCGUCCAUGACAUCCCAGACCUGCAGUGGGACAGAGGGAAUCUGGGCUCUGUGGUCUUCUCUGAAUCCUUCUUGGAGUCCAGCAUCAACAUUCAACAGAGAGAUGGCACUGUGUCCUCAGACAGCUGCUACACCAUCCUCACUACUACCGUGCCUCGCUACGCCUGCUGGCUGAUGGAAGCUGAUGUCAAGCAGUCAGAACAAGCCCAAAACCUCACUAAGAAAGAGGAUGGCACUUGUUUGGGAAGUGUUCUGACUUCAGCAGAUGCCGCUUAUGUGUUCUCCAGCAGCCAGCUGUCCACACCUGAAGAAGGAAAGAUCAUUUUCUUCUCUGAUGGACUCCUGUUUGUCCAUUCUCAAUAUGGGAGCAUUACUCUGUCCAAGGACCACAUCAGCAGCAUCAAGUUCUAUAAUCCGGACUCCAGCGCCGUGGCGUCUCUCUUUGUCGAGUACGAGUCCAGCCUGCUCCCACAUCUCCCGUUCCCUCUCCACAGCCCGGAUCAGUGUCUGGUCUUUGCUCUUCAGCCCAGGUCCAAGAGCCACAAGGCCUUCUAUUCCAAGGUGUUGUCAGUGUGGAAAAACUCUGAAUCUGGACUCACUCUGCAACUGCUGGACCAAGAGCUCUUGACCUGGAAUCAGAAAAACAUGCACAAAAGACUGCAGAAGCUACACGACAGUCAGGAGCCACCAGUAGCCAAACGCAGAGGCAGUUUAAAGACUUCAUACUCGCAGCUGCCAGAACAGGAAAUGUUUCUUCAGCAUUUCGCUCUCAGUAGCAUUGGCCAGGAGCCCAUUCUGUACGACCACCUGGGGGUGCUCUUCCCCUCCGCAGAGCUCAGAAACCCAGCCGCUGGCCAGGGAGACAAGGUUGUCAUCACCAUCAUAACUGGACUGCCAGGAAGCUAUAAGAAAAGACUCUGCAAGGUCCUAGUCAACCUGAACAAAGAAUGCGGAAGGUGGGUGGUCUAUGGGCCUGAUCCCGACAGAUUCUCAGCCUCUCACCUCCAGCAGUAUUUAUCCAGUUUCCUGGAGAGCCAGAGAGGCACAAGAGGCAAACCCCGUCUGUUGGUGCUCUCUCCUGGGUACACAGAUGUUCUGGAUAUUGUGCAGGCCGUGCUCUUCCAUCCUGACCCAGUUGUUCAGGCGUGUUUCACCAUCGGCGCUGUCACCGCCUGUGUGAACCCCCUCGCCUCCUGCAUGGAGCACAGGUUUGCUUUUCCUAAGCUGUUGGAGCAGUGCAGCCAAGGUAUUGUGAGUACGGUGGUGUUCACCGGGCUGACAGCAGAGGAGAAGCACCCUCUCAUGCAGCAUGUUCAGCAGUUGGUACGCUCUGCCAACCCCACCGCUGCCUUCAUACUGGCAGAGAGAGGAGCUGUCACCAGGAACGAAGACGUGAUGCUGAUAUUGUCUGAGAGCAGCUUCAGUGAGCCGCAGAUGCUGAGAGCCCGUUAUGUCCUCUACCCUGGAUGGUGCAAAGGCCGUUUCUUCUCUGGUUCCGGGACUCUGGUCCUCACCCAGCAGCGCGUGGCUUUCAGCCGGCCGCUGGAGAGGCCUCUAUUUGUCACCCGCUGUAAAGCGAUCAAGUCGUCACUGAGACCAAGCCCCUUCCAAGGAAAUGUGUACAAUAUUUGGGGAAAAGUCCAAUUCUCUGACUCGGAGCGGCUGAUGGAGGUGAGCUACAACGCGGCGAGCGGGAGCCUGAGCGUCGUCCCGGACCAGGCCGCCGACCCUCCGACCCCGGGCCCUAAAGACACCGACACGUCCUCUUUCCUCGUCUUUGAUGGCGUCGGCCUCGCUGAGGAUGGACUCAAGGACUGGCUACGGCUGUGCGCCAAGCAGAGGCAGACGAAGAAAGCUAAGAGAACUAAAAAUACUCUUACACCACAAGAAAUCAAGAGCAUACAUGCGAGCAGACACUUGGAGCCGCUACCACCAGGCUACUUCUACAACGGUUAUCAGUAUGUCGACGUCUUUGGAGAGAAAAGAAGCUUCCAUCCCAACAUGGACGAGUUCAUCAAAGAGUACGUCUCCGAGGCCAACAAGCAGAUCGAGCAUUUCAACCGUCAGCUGGAGUUGCAUGGGCAGCCUGACCUGUUUGAUCCGUGAUAGAGUCCCUGUAUGUUCGCCCCAUCUGUCUUAUUUUAUUCUUAAGGGGAACCACUGUGGGAGGGGCAGGGAGGGCACGGGGUUAUGUACCGAACACUCCACUCGAAUGGUCAAUGUGUGUUCACACCACAUGCAUCUUCAGCUGCUACGAGUCCAUUCCAUGAAGCUAUUUCCCGUGUCACUUUGUUUCACAGUUUGGUGGCAGGUGAGCUUUUGACCGGUUAUGUCACGGCGUUUCUGCCCGCCUCACUUCUUACCACAACACUAACUGUACAGUUGGCGCUUUGGCCAGUCGCAUGUCAUCGCCGUCAAAUCAAAAGCGGCAAAUCGAUGCGGUCACUUGUGUUAAUUCACAUGAAGUCGUGUUUGUCAAAUAGAUGAGAUUUGCUCACAGCCACGGACGAAUGUGAAACACAGCGCAGCACGAGAGUCUGCGUUUAAACCAACGUGAUUACUGAGACCGCAAGCUGUGAGACUUUCACAAUUGAGGGGAAUUUCCGACCGCUCACCCCUAGAGCAUGUGCGUUUCUGUUUAUCACAGUUGGCAAAUUAAUGCCUCUAUUUCUGGGCAGGCAUGGAGAGCCGUGUGAUUCUGAUGGACUCCCUGGUGGGGUUUCUCAAGAAUCGCUCCUCCUCUGUUGUCACCCAAUCCGUGGCCCACCUGUUAGCUUGUCUGCGAGCCACGCUGCAGCAGAGGGAGCGCUUGGCCGUAGAGCCGUAAACGGCAAACAGGCUGCUGGCCGCGGACAACUGAUGAAUGAUGCCAUUAAUCACAUAGCUAUACGCCGUCCCAGUGCUUUAUUUUAAGACUCCUGGAGUGAAUCUAAAUGAAAGUGCAACAAUACACACUUCAGGCCCUUGCAGCAAAAGUGUUGCAGUUGUAAAACAGCCGAGGCGCCGUCAAACACGUCGAGCCACUGAGGUCACUGUGUUCUGUUUAUUACAAUGCUGCUAGUUAACGAUGAGACAAAAUACAGACACAGGAACCCACUGCAGCCAGGUGUGGAACACUCAUUGCACCAUUGUUUCCAAGUGUGAACAUUCCCAAAUACCUAGUCCUGUGUGUCGUUACAUUUGGGCAGGAGAGGGGCAAAGUAAUAAAUGAACCAAUCAGUUUAUGCUUUAGUUUGUUUUGGGUAAACAUGAGUAGAGCCAUUAGUAAAAGGUAUGAGGCUUUGUGUCAGUGGAGUGAUGUUGCAGAGAAUCAGACUCGGUGUCCUUUAUAAACGACUAGUUAGGCUACUGUUUGCUCUGCGAUCGUGUGUCACACUAAUGUUCUAUGCAUGUCUUCCUCUCAUCAGGGUUCCUACACUGGUUUUUGAAAUUCUGUAGGAAAAUGUGUUCGAAAUGAGCAGUCAGCGGUUUCUCCAGCAAGCCUGUGCUUUUGUUAGAAAUUGUCACAUAUUAGAAAAUGAAAAAUAACUGAGGAAAAUGUGUAGGAACCCUGCUACAGUAUGUUGGAGAUUUGGUGGCUUUCAUUCAUUAUGGGGUUAGCAAUGCACCAAGCAGACUAGACAGCGAGUAAAACGAUGCCGAUAAAGGAGCAUUUAAACGCACAUAGCAGUGUGCGCAUACUGCUGCUGUAUUUGUAUGAUAUAUUGCAUUGACCGUACCAAAAAGUUGCCUGUACUCUGCAACGAGUACUCUGAGAUUUUUAGCGGCGUCAGAUAAGAGAGGAAGGCUGUUUCUGAUGGAAAUAUCUAUUUUUCCAGCAAGGAGGGGCUCGCCAGUGAGACGAGCGCUCACUGAUGUAACAUCUGAAAAGAUAUUUGUCAACUCUAGCGGCGUCAUUCUCGGCAUGACUGUCGAGCAAAAGCCGAAAGCAUCAGUCGUUUUGUAAAUUCCAGCGACGCGAUUACACGAUUAGCAAGCCCCUCUCUCCUCAGAUAACCUCUCUGUCUGUGCAGAUUUAAAUAAUCUUAAGCCUGACACUGCUGGCCCCAUCCGUCCUCUCAGUAGAAUCCACUUUGAUCUGAACAAGCCAUACCGUCUUAUGCUAGAUGUGCUGCUGUCCUUUCUACCAAUCGUACGUAGUAUAAAAUAGCACAUAACAUAGCAACGCCUCUAACAUGUAUUACCCUGGCAUGUUCCAGAUAGCCAGCAAAAGAGGGGCUCUUGCAGCUCUUCUCUUUUACUCUAUCAAAGAAGUGCAAUUGUUUCUCGUUUUUUUAUAUAUAUAUAUAUACUCCCCUUACAGCACCCUCGGAUAGCUCUUUAAGGACAACGCAGACGAAAAAAAAGAGCUGCCACAUUCUCCGUCCCUGGCAGCUUGUGUUCUGUGGUCGGCCGGAUUCCUGCUUUAAGUGCUUGUAGCUCACAAAACGAGUCGAGGGUUUGGUGCAAAAUUAAAUGCCCCCGCUCGCACACGAAAAAAAAAAAGACUGAUGUAACAAAACGCAAACAGAUUACGGUGCUUGUUUUUAAUGGAGCGGGAUAAUAUAUGACUUAAAUCCCGCGAUGACAAAACAAUAACCUUUUGUGUAAGCUGGAUCCUGCUUUUAGCGUUUCAGGGAUGCAGCCUCUAAGCCGUCUGUUUGGAGCAACAGUUGCCGUCGUUCUGGAGUUACGUAAUACCGCAGAGACUCACCUUGAUUGACAGCGAAAAUAGUUGUGAGGCUGAAGGUGCCACAACUUUGAAACCUGCCGCACGUCACAGAGCACAAAAACACAGAAAUCCUAAUUGGAAACUGAUCAAAAACUCGUCCUUAAAGAGCUGAGGGUUGUGUAAGAUGUUUGUGAUAUUUAAAUGAAAUUAACACUAACAGAUAUACACACACACAUAUAUAUACACGGCUUCUACUACAAGUAUGUCCACACUAUCCUGCAUGUGUCGAGAUGUCUUGUGAAUACGAUACCACGUAUAUUCUGACAAAAACAGCCUUUCACCAGACUGGUACAGAAAAUAAAGAGAGAAAAUAAUCACAUUUAUUUUAACAUAUCUGCUAAAAAAAUUUUUUGAAUUACCUCAAAAUAUUUUUGUAAGACUGUGAAUUGAAGAUUCUAGAUGCAAACAACAAAAAAAAGUUUCCUUUUCGCACAAGCUUCAAACGGCAAAAAGCAGAUGCAAUUUUUGUUUUUGUAGAAAAAGGAAAAAAAUACUUUGAAAAUCUGAUCAGACGUCAGGUUUCUCUGAUCCAGCAGUGCCUUGGCCACAGCUAAGAAAAGCAGAGAUUAAAGCUGCGUUCAGAGCUCCAUCCUUCUCCCCGUCUGAGGGGGAGGAGGAGGAGGUGUUGUCAGGCAAGGAUCCGUCCUUCAACAGUGUUGGUGAAAGGAAUCCAUGGAGUCGUUUUUUGUUUUUUUAAAGCAAUGUGUUUUUACUAGAGCCAGAGGGUAAAGUAGGCGAGGUCACACGGGAAUGCCGCUGGCGGGCUCAGGAUAAUUCAGGUGUUCUUACAAACUAACCAAAAAAAGAUGGCGGAAAAGGGGCUGGGUGGCAUCGCAAGACCAGUUCUGGAGCUUCAAAUUAAUUUAACGGUACAUUUGUCAGUGGUUUACUUUGCACGGGAGCUGGUUCAGUUGAUUCUUUGAAGGAAAGAAAGCUGAUUUUUUUUUUUUUUUUUUUUGUCAAAAUGUUCAUCUGCUGUUUUUCUGGUUUCUACCCAGCCCAAGCAAGGAUAUAGAACCUCGAAGUUGAUAUGGAAGGAUUGAGUUUGUGACUAAAGUUGGGUGGUUCCUACUUAUUGCACAUGGGACCCCCACGGAGCCCUCCACAGGCUUCCCAGCGUGACGGCUACAAAGCUCUCUGGCAGACUGAGCACUCUGGUGUCUUCAUCCUGUACGUGGAUGCUAGCCAUUCUGUAGCUGAAGUUAUAGGACAAAAACAAAGUUUGGUGUCAAUUGGUUUUUACGUAAAAGAAAGGGAACCGUGAUGCGAGAGGUUUUUUGUUCUGAAGUUCGGCUCUGACGUUUCAAAAAGGGGCCAACGAUGUGGAAUGUAUGCACUUCCUGGAUAUUUUUAUGGUGGUUUUUUUUCGCUCAUUUGGGGGAUAAAGGCAAGCUCGAGAAAUGGAUUUUUAACUGACCAAAUAUUCCUCAGGCCUCAGGGGACUGUUGAUGCUAAUUGUUUGGGUUGUUCCGUCCAAUCAAGGUUAAAAAGGGAACCAUAGCCGCUUCACCCCCGCAGUCCUCCAGAAGAAUCCGCUCAGGUGUAUUUAUUACUUCCGUUACCUGAGAUUACACAUUUGCCCUAUCAAACUCGCGUCUUACAGAAGAAGAUGGAGGUGAAAUUGUGGUUAAUAUCUUCUGUCUGUAGACACAAACCGACCGGCCGCGUACAAAAAAAAGGCUGCUGUAAUUCACGUCAAGGAAGAGUUGCGAUUCAAGUUGUCAGGCGUUUGAUGUCACGAUGGCAGAAUUAGAUCUGUGGAAAAAGCGAAGGGCUCAUUUCUUCCCCCAUCUGCAGGCCGUCCAAAGGAAAAAGGAAAAAAAAACUUCUUAUGGUCUCUAUUGUGAUGAGAAGCAAAAGGAAAAAAAAGGUAACUUCAAAAGUGCCAAACUGACUUCCACAUUUUGAGGAUGUUCACGGAAAGUGAGCAAAAACCGAAUUGCAUUUGCACAAAACUACUUUAACUUCUGUUUUUUUCCUGUGACUGAUGCUUUUCUAAACUAAUUGUUGUAUUUAUUGCACCACGUAAUACAUUAAAUAUUUAUAUGGUUGAUCAGA